AUGGGUCAUCUUCAUAAAAAAUGGUGACUGUCAUUUCCCAUAAUAAUACAUAAGUCCUGUUUCUGACAAAUCGCGCCUUAUGUAGAAUGAAAUGUAUAGUUCGAAGACGCCCUGACAACUACGUGAACCCAAAGUGAGUGUAAACAAGGGUAGUGGGUGUGGCGUAGACUCAGACGGUACAUUGUGUAAUGACCUGUUACAUGUAGGGAAUUGGCGAACUGGUAAGGUUGCUAUUUCCAUUAAUAGCGGGACUGAAGUAGCUGGGACACAGGCCAUUGUGCUGUCCUGUAGUGAACUUGCCAGUAGAACCGGAGACCGGACAGUGGCAAGUUUACCCCACAAAGAGGUGAGUUCAUUUUUAUUAUCUUAGAUUUUCUGUGGGCCUCCUACAUUUGACGGCAUCUCGCAUUUAUUUUUGCGCGGAUCCAUCCAUUCUCAGUUCAUAGGGUAUGCGCAUCCGUACUGCUGCAGAAAAUACGUUACCCAAUAGUAAUAAAUAUACUUAAACUGAAACACUGUCGCCUUGUUGUCUCACGUUGACGCAUACUGUACCGGUAUCUGUAAGUAAUAAACAGAUUGUCAUACGGGUUGGCUAGCUUUCCGACUAAAAGGUAAUUCGUAUAUUCACUCUAGUUGAAGCCGAACACUUUGUAUAUGUAGGCCUUUAUUAUGGGUGCAUUUAUAUAAAUAUAAUAUAUUUGUGUAAAUAGGCUAUAUAUUGUGUAAUUACACAGAGACAUUUGUAGAACAUUUUUGCCGUCACCUCGGCAGUGUGAACUAAAUAUUCUUAAAACAUGUAAGGAUCGAGCCUACUCUAUAAAACACUCUAUGGCAAUUUUGUGUCCAGUUCUAACUGCCUCUGCUUCCAAUUUAUAACAAAAAACCUGCACUAUCAUAUAAAUCCAUAUUAUAUUCAGUACCAAUCAAAAGCGUGGACACCUACUCACUUCAAGUUUAUUGAUUUACUUUUGACUAUUUUCCGCAUUGUAGAAUGAUAGUGAAUGCCUCAACAGUACGGAAUUACACAUGGAAUCAUAUAUUAAGCAAGGUGUUUUAAAAAAUAAAUUAAAAAUACAUUUAUAUUUUAGAUUCUUCAAAUUAGCCACUCUGUGCCUUGAUGACAACUCUGCACACUUGACAUUCUCUCAACCAGCUUACAUUUCUGACUAAAGAUCCUGAAGGUUUUGCUCAUGUGCAGGAUUCUCUACAUAGAUUUUCUUUAUGUAGUUGCCGCUAACUCUUCUGCUACUACUUCGCGGACCUUGUGGGGGUGAUCAUCAAUCUUUGUCUGGUGUUUAGGACUCUACACACUUACACAUGUUGUAGGCUACAACAAACGUGUCUUUUUUUAACAUGUAACAGUAAGAUAUUGCAAACAUAAGCAGGGCUCAAGGAGGCCAAUUUGCACACAAUUAAUCGUCAUCGCAAACAAGCUGCAGGGUUUCAGUUACGCUGUUUACAAAUAGGAGACAGACAUUCUUUACAUAAUCAUGUCAAUCAAUUUUCAGAUGUGCAAGACAAGUAGCAAAAGGAUUGUGAAGGAGAAGUUCAAGAGCAAAUGUGUAAUGUGUGGAGUUUCAAAGGGUGUAGAGUCAGGAGGUGAGCAGCACCUGCGAAUAGAGUCUAAUAUCUAUAGGCAGGAUGGGAUCCACUCAUGCACAGAAGCUCCUGGAUCCAUAGCAGCAGAGAUUAUUUUGAGAAGGGUCUGAGAAAGGGCACAUUUACAGCCUUGGCCUAAUUGAUAAACAGGCUGUUACUGUAUUCUGGCACAAGCACUGGUAUAACUUUUUUAAUAUAGCUGAAUCCCAAAUUAGGUAACGUUUUUUCCCCCCUGUAGCAUAUGGUCAGCUUGUGUUUGUUCAGUUUAACAAUGUUGCUUAUUUUUAAAUAUAUGUUGCUUUUUUAAAUAUAAAAUAAGAAUUACAUUUUUUUCUAUCUACAAGCUAUUCAUUUCGCCUCUGUGACAGUGUUCUCAUGUCCCCUUUGAUUGCAGUAAAUUUAGGUACUGCAAGAAAACAUUGUAUGGCUUUAUUUUGAAUUGAGAUUGCUGUUUUGGAUUCUUUCAAACCUCACAUUACACCAGCAUUAUUUAGCAUGGAACAUUAAAUACAUUAUGUACAAUAGACCCCAACACUCUCAAUCUGCACAAUCUGAUAAGAACAUUAUACCCUCCUCAAAUGUCUGUUCUCUUUCCUCAUAAUAUGUAUCUAAGUGGACAUUUUGACAGCAUUGACAAUAAAAACCAAGAUGACGUGUGAUGUUCGAGUGAAGUUUGUUCAGGGUUAUGUGUACUGGAUAUGCCUGCACAUUUUAUUUAACUACAUCCAUUUGUAGACUGCUCCUUUCUGAAGUGCCUGUCUCCUUCUACACACCUCUAGCUCCUGUGAUUAUCCCCUCAGUACCCUUCCAGGAUGUACUGUAUGGCUCUGGACCUUCUCAUUAAUGAACAGGCAAACGUGUAUUGAGUUUUCCAGUGACAUUUUCUACUUGCCAUUGGUGCUGCCUCUAACUGUUUUUCUUUCCACAUGAUUGAUGUUGUGAUGUCUGUUUUGUGUUUCUGUCCAUUAUGUUGUCUGAAAAACCAGGCUAUAGGCAACAGUGACUGUUAAGCCGAAGCAUUUGAAAAUGGUGGGAGGCAACGCGGAACUCUAGAAAGACUACGCAUAGUCCUCUUCUGCCAUUGUUACAGCCAACAUCCUCCUUUCCCGCUUUCUGUCCCUUUGUUUCCUUCUAACUUCCUGUCUUUCUCUUUGUCUAUCCCCCUGGUCCUUUUUCUGUCACCUUCCCCGUCUGUCUUUGUCUCCAUUUCCUUUCCCCACCUUCCACUGUAUUCCUCACUCUGACCUCUGGGACGUUGUGAGAAUGGACUUUAAGAAUGUGAAGGAGUACCUGGGCUGGCUGUACUACCAGUACCUGCUCAUCACUAGUAUCUAUGUGCUGGAGCCCUGGGAACAGUCCAUCUUCAACUCUGUGCUGUUCUCCAUCUUGGCGAUGGUUGUCUACACCUCCUACAUGGUUGUGCCUGUCCAUGUGCAUCUGGCACUUGAGGUCUUCUCUGGGAUCUGCGGGGAACAGCCAGAAAGCACCAUGGCCCUAAUGAACUAAGCAGCUGAUAGGAGGAUGAGAUGGAUGGCGGAGGGCAGGGAGGGAAAUUGGGAAGAGAUCUCUUAAGUUCUUGACCAACUCCAAUACCCAGACACCCCUUCCCCUCUAUCCAUGUACAGUGCUUCCCCAAAACACAACCCUUUCAACAGGUGGCUGAGUUUAGGGUGUUUCCAGACAAUAUUCUUUGAGAAUUCUCCGUGGUGUUACACAGUAAAUCAUAACGCACUUAAAGCAUUUGCUGUGAAAUACUGUAUAAGUAAGAAUAAGAUUAAUUACGAUUCUAUAAUAGGCACUGUUGGUAUGCCGGGAAGAUGAACGUUGUGAAAGAGCAAAUAUUCAUAUAACGCAGCUAUUUGUUGCAGGUUGGAUUUUUUUAUUGACUUGCUUUACUUCAUGGUAAUUCUCAUGAACACAUUAUUGAAUUGAAUGAAAUGAGUCGAAGUGGCCUGAAUGAAAAGCAUUGUCUUUGAGUGGCCAACCCACCUGUUCUCCCAUCCCUGCAGAUGAAAAAAGCUUUAAUCCAAGCACUUAUUGUAUGCACUAGUUGAUUUGUUAAAGUAGCAGUUGAAUUAAAAACUUAAACAUUUCUUUCCCUCCCAUUACCAGUGGAUUGUAAAAGGUGUGAUUUAAAUCACUUAUUGAAUCACUUAUCUCUGGGCACAUUCUGCAUUUUGCAUGCAUUCAAUUCUAGAAACUCACCUUUGUGACAAUGUACGAGAGUAGCCUAGUCAUGUUAGAAAAAAAAUGUCUAGGACUCCCAAACGUCCAUGUAACCUGGUUAAACAUUUCUACCAAAAUAACAAUGUUUGCUUGCAAUACUAUUCUUCAACCAUUAGUUUGUGUGCACUUGAAAUGUUUUUGUACCUACUGAGUCUUUUUUGUGGCACACCAUGUGUUUUUUAAAGACAUUAUUAUGUCACGUGGGUCCAUAUUUCUUGACUUCUGUGUCACAUCAGCUUGGGUAGGAUUAUUUUCCUGCUUUAGCAAAAUGGCUGAAUUAAAGUUAGACUAACAGCUAAAUGAUGCUGUCAUUAGCAGCGCUACAAACAUUUAGAUGAGUGAGAUGAAAGACUCACUGUAAUAGUCACACUAUCUCUGCAUGGGGUUUGCCACAGAUAGGAAUGGAGGCCAUGUUUUGCAUUGUGAUUUGACACACUGAGCUGUUGCAAAAAUUGACAUACUAUGCUGUUUAUUUUCUGCAUAUACAUCAUUUUGCAGAGUCUACCUUUAAGAUACAGCAUCUGUCCAUGCACUGGUAAAGCUAGGCGGAUUACAAUGUUAAUACAACUGAUUGCAGUUAUUUAUCCUUUUUUUUAUUUGUUUGUGGCCAUUCAAUGUAGGCUGUUGAAUGCUAAAAAAAACAAAAUACUUUUAUAUAAUGUAAAGUAGCCUAAUUGUUAUGCAUAUUGCUUGAUUCUAGUGGUAUUAGGAUAAUGAAUCUGUUCACUGUGAACCUUCAGGCAGUCUAACAUAUGUUAUAUUUAUAUAUGAUUUUUCAUUGCUGGUUUCUUCUGAAAUAUAAAUAAAAAAUGCUGUGUAGCUC
Messenger RNA from Esox lucius (northern pike), 4648 nucleotides. RefSeq names its product serine palmitoyltransferase, small subunit B (gene sptssb). The transcript has 2 exons. Gene Ontology annotation, cellular component: serine palmitoyltransferase complex. Gene Ontology annotation, molecular function: serine C-palmitoyltransferase activity. Gene Ontology annotation, biological process: endoplasmic reticulum organization; ceramide biosynthetic process. The coding region runs from base 2863 to 3105 and encodes 80 amino acids. NCBI's taxonomy places the organism in Eukaryota, Metazoa, Chordata, Actinopteri, Esociformes, Esocidae. The record is from RefSeq and is a predicted model, not a curated record.